AAAUGAUUUCUUUCUUGUGAGAGCUUCUAACUGUCAUCUCUUUCACAUUUAGUUUCUACUUUGAAUCCAUCCACUUCAAGAUCACUAUUCUCAAAUUUCAACAUCGUUCUCUAAACCUCACUCGUCAGAGGCCAUAGAUUCUGCUAAUUCAAUCCAUCAGAGUAGCAUGUUAGGGUUUUGGAAAUUCAGCAUCAGAACAAAUUCGAAACCCUAGAUUCCACAAUUCCAUCACUCAUGUCGUUUUGAUCAACUUCGGGAACUGCUCACUGAUUUCUCCGUCGAUGGCAAUCAUCGGCGACGCGCUCCGGCAAGCGUUUAUGCCGAAGCGCGAGUACGAGAGUCUCAGGGAAGAGGAAAAAGCAUGGGGCAAGCUUCAGAGACCUGUGACGGUGGCUUUUGUGGCUGUGAUAUGCGUCGCGAUAUUCGUGUGCACGGUUAUCAGUUUGAGAAUCGUGUUUCCUGGUAGCGAUGCGAGGAGGCCGUUCUGCGUCGAUCGAAGGAUUCAACCUUUGCAAAUUGGAGCCAAAGGUGGUGGCUCUGAUUCUUCGGAUCUGUUUCCUGGCGCUUUCUAUCUCACGGACCAGGAGAUGGCUGAUUAUUACUGGAUGGUUGUGUUUGUUCCAUCGAUGGUGCUUUUCUUGCUCUCGGCUGUGUAUCUUGUUGCUGGCAUCACUGUAGCUUAUUCUGCUCCAACAAGGCAUGGAUGCUUGAAGGUGGUUGAAAAUAAUUACUGUGCUUCAAGACGGGGUGGCGUUCGCUGUCUAUCCAUAUUGAAUCUUAUCUUUGCUAUCAUCUUUGGUCUUCUUGCCUUGUUUCUUGGUUCAAGUCUCUUGACAUUCAUGAGCAACUGCUCUACACCUCUGUUUUGGUGCUAUGAAGUUGCAUCAUGGGGAUUUGUUGUUCUAUAUGGUGGUACUGCCUUCUUCCUGAGGAGAAAGGCAGCUGUGAUUCUUGAUGAGGGGAGCUUUAGUAGUCGGAAUCUAGGGCUGGAAAUGCUGGAAGCAAAUCCCCUGGAAGUCACCCCAGAGGUCGAAAGACGAGUUAAUGAAGGGUUUAAAACAUGGAUGGGUUCAUCCCUUCUUUCAUCUGACGAAGAAGAUGAACCUGACAGUUAUGAGGAGGCACCUCAUUUAACACAUACUAACUCAAACAGGCAAAGGCUCUGAACUCAUAAAUUUCAGCGUUAAGAGCUUGACAUCAUCUUUUCCAGCCUUUCAUGCCUUAAAGAAUGCUGGGCUGGUAUGGGAUUCAGUUUUAGAAGAAAAAAUGUUUUGACAUGUAUCAUAUGACAAUACAAGUACUGAUUAAAAGGAGUAUGAAUUUGGUGCUCCUUUGAACUACGAUUUAAUAUGGUCCAUUAGGGAAUUUUAGUUUAGUUUGUUAAUAACUAGUAUUAAAUUGUGAAUGACCAAGCUUAACUUUCCUAGGGUGGAUUGCAAAGCACUCAUGCUGAUUUUCUCUA
Lotus japonicus is the source of this 1462-nucleotide messenger RNA. RefSeq lists its product as uncharacterized. Lineage: Eukaryota; Viridiplantae; Streptophyta; Magnoliopsida; Fabales; Fabaceae. The transcript has 3 exons. The coding region runs from base 282 to 1166 and encodes 294 amino acids. The record is from RefSeq and is a predicted model, not a curated record.